This is a messenger RNA of Spirodela intermedia, 1314 nucleotides long. The record is from the annotation of a GenBank genome assembly. NCBI's taxonomy places the organism in Eukaryota, Viridiplantae, Streptophyta, Magnoliopsida, Alismatales, Araceae.
AUGACGCGGCGGAGCGGCCGGAAGAGCUCCUUCGGCGUGAGGGCGCUGGUGGGGCUGCAGGGAGGGGAGCUGACGGUGCCGGCGCACUUCCGGUGCCCGAUAUCUCUGGAGCUGAUGAAAGACCCCGUCACGCUGCCGACUGGGAUCACCUACGACCGCCGCAACAUCGAGGCAUGGCUGGAGGCAGGGCACGAGACCUGCCCGGUGACGAAACGCCUGGUUGCCGGCGGCCAGGACCUGACCCCCAACCACACCAUCCGGAGGCUGAUCCAAGACUGGUGCGUUGCCAACCGCAAGUACGGCGUCGAGCGGAUCCCCACACCGCGGAUUCCGACGAGCGCCGCCGAGGUCGCCGGGAUCCUGUCCGAGCUCGCCGCCGCGAGCCAGCGCGGGGAGGUCCCACGGUGCCUGGAGUUGGUGGGCAGAAUCAGGUGCCUCGCCGGGGAGAGCGAGCGCAACCGGCGGUGCAUCGUCUCCAACGGGGCGGCGGCGGUGCUAUCGGCAGCCUUCGCGGCCUUCUCGAGGGUCAAUGCCGGCCGGCCUGCGGAGGUGGAGGAGGAGAUCCUGGCGGCCCUCGCCGGGAUGUUCCCCCUCGGCGCGGAGUCGCGGUCGCAGUUGGCGGCGCCGGAGUCGCUGCGCUCGCUGGUGGGGAUCGUCAGCAACGGGGAUCUUACGGGGCGGCUCAACGCCGUGCAGGUGGUGAAGGAGCUCGUGCACACCGAUGUGGCCCUCGUCGGUGCCGUCGCCGACGCCGAGGGGAUGGCCGAGGCCCUGGUGAAGCUGAUAAGGGAGCCCAUCUCCUCUCAGGUCACCAAGUCUUCUCUGGUGGCCAUCUUCUACAUGGUUUCGUCCAGAGAGGCGACCGCUUCCAGGUUCGCUGCCAUGGGUCUGGUUCCUGUCCUGUUGGACGCCCUUGUGGACUGCGACAAGAGCACGACGGAGAAAAUCACGGGCGUUCUCGACGGGCUCUGCGGCUGCCGGAGGGGGAGGCAGGCGGCAUACCAUCACGCGCUGACCACCCCCGUCCUGGUUAAGAAGAUCCUACGGGUCUCGGUCAUGACGACCGAGUUCUCGGUCUCCAUCCUGUGGAAGCUCUGCAAGAACUCAGACAGGGAAGCGGAAACGGGAGAAGGGUGCCUGGCGGAGGCGCUACAGGUGGGCGCCUUUCAGAAGCUGCUGCUCCUCCUCCAGGUUGGCUGCGGCGAGGCCACCAAGGAGAAGGCCAGCGAGCUGCUGAAGCUACUGAACGCUUCCAGGUUGAAGCCGGAGUGCAUUGACUCCGCCGACUUCAAAGCCCUGAAGAGACCCUUCUGA